Molecule: messenger RNA, 934 nt
Organism: Solea solea (common sole)
Lineage: Eukaryota; Metazoa; Chordata; Actinopteri; Pleuronectiformes; Soleidae
Gene: rcvrn2
Product: recoverin 2
Exons: 4
Coding region: 277-855 (192 amino acids)
Molecular function (GO): calcium ion binding
Source: RefSeq, a predicted model, not a curated record
CGUCCACAGAAGGAGUGAGUUUUCCCCCUGCCCUCCUUAUCUCUCGCUGUCUUACUGCUAAGUCUGGCAUUCUAUUCUCCGGCCAUCAUCUCCUCACUCAGUCACUGGGGGACAAAGGAAGAAAUCAAACCAGUGCAAUAAUACAUUUCUGGACCAAGGAGACAGUCAGGAGGCCCCAGAGAGAGGAACUCCUCUGAAGAACUCAAGUGGCAUAUAGUUGCCAGGGAGUUGGAAAGAACUGACACAUCACAAAGACAAUAUAAAAGCAAACUCAAAAUGGGAAAUACCAGUAGCGCAUUAUCAAAGGAGAUCCUGGAGGACCUGAAGCUCACCACCCUAUUCACUGAAAAUGAGAUCUCUCAGUGGUACGAGAACUUUCAGAAGCAGUGCCCAACAGGACGCAUCACACCAGAGGAGUUUGAGCAGAUCUACGCCCGCUUCUUCCCCGACAGUGAUGCCAAAAGCUACGCACGCCAUGUGUUUCGCUCCUUUGACACCAACGAUGAUGGCACUUUGGAUUUCAAGGAGUACAUCAUUGCACUGCAUAUGACUUCCUCUGGGAAGACGACCCGGAAACUGGAGUGGGCCUUCUCGCUGUUUGACGUGGACAAGAACGGAUACAUCAACAAGACAGAGGUGACGGAGAUCUGCCAGGCUAUAUUUAAGCUGAUCCCCAAGGAAGAGCAGAGCCAGCUACCAGAGGAUGAGAACACGCCCGAGAAGAGAGCCAACAAGCUGUGGGCUUUCUUUGGGAAGAAAGACAAGGAGCGACUGGCAGAGGGAGAGUUCAUCAAAGGUGUGAUUGAAAAUGAGAACGCAAUGCGUCUCAUCCACUAUGAACCGCUCAAACACUGAAGUCCGUCCCACUCACCCCUCUUCUUAUAUCUCCUGAUAGGCCCUUUACAUUAUUUUAAAACCUUUCUUUCCCUUCUUU